Molecule: messenger RNA, 1766 nt
Organism: Rhipicephalus sanguineus (brown dog tick)
Lineage: Eukaryota; Metazoa; Arthropoda; Arachnida; Ixodida; Ixodidae
Product: somatostatin receptor type 2-like
Exons: 2
Coding region: 588-1766 (392 amino acids)
Biological process (GO): G protein-coupled receptor signaling pathway
Cellular component (GO): neuron projection; membrane
Molecular function (GO): G protein-coupled opioid receptor activity; peptide binding
Source: RefSeq, a predicted model, not a curated record
CCGACGCCGGGAGAAGUUCGAGCGGCCGUCGUCGCUGGCGCUCAAACGGCAGCUGUGUGUGAGCGCCGCGGCCUCCGAAGGAACGCCGUCUACUAGGAAGACCUCCGGCGCUCCCCGCAACUCUCCUCCGGCAGCGUCAGUACGUGUGCGUGUGUGUGUGCGCCGUACGUUCACUCGUGUUGAGUUUUGACAUCGCGUCGAGACGUUCGGGUCGUCGACGAAGUGUUAGUGUGUGGAGUGUUUGAGGACGCAGCGACGGGACUACCAGCUGUCUUGAGGAUAGAAGACGUAGAAGAAGCCCGGGAGGUGGUUUGUUCUUUUCGAGUCGCGCGCGACGCCGGUGAUCGGCGGCGCCAUGUUGGCCGGGAGCUGGAGCGGAUCGAUGCCCGGAGACCGGCAGUCGACGGCGCAGCAGCCCGGGUCGUGUCGGAGCGCGCGCCGACGUCGGGCGUGGUUUAACGUCGUCGACGUCCAACGCCGCUGACCCAUAAAAAAAAAAGUUUGGUCCGCGACUCUAUCCCCCUCUCUCUCGGUCUCUUUUGUGAUAUCUCGCGGAAACGGGAUCAAAAGAAAAAGAGAAACUAAGAAUGAAUGAAACGAUACUGUGCCGCGCAGCCGCCAACGGCUCUGCGAGUCCGAGGGCUCUGGCAGCCCUGGUACCCGCAAACUGCAGCGCACCGGCCACGGUGGCCGAAGAGCCAUUCUUCACCAGCCACCCCGAGUUCGUUGUCGAAUUCUCCAAGCUGCUAUACGGACUUGUCUGCCUCGUUGGUCUGUGCGGCAACUCUCUGGUCAUCUACGUGGUCCUACGGUUCUCCAAGAUGCAGACAGUCACCAACAUGUACAUCUUCAACCUCGCCCUAGCCGACGAAAUGUUCCUGGUCGGCUUGCCCUUCUUCAUAGCCACCAUGGUGUUCAAGUACUGGCCGUUUGGCGCAGCCAUGUGCAAGGUGUACAUGACGACCACGUCCAUCAACCAGUUCACCUCGAGUCUACUCCUCACCGUAAUGUCGGCAGACCGGUACGUCGCAGUGUGCCACCCCAUCUCCUCGCCUCGAUACCGGACUCCCUUCAUCGCCAAGUUCGUCUGCCUGACGGCGUGGACAGUGUCCGCUCUCCUCAUGGUGCCCGUGUACAUGUACGCUAGCGUGGUGGAUGCCGGUCCCGUCAAGUCCUGCACCAUCGUGUGGCCGGAGUCGGCCGUCAUGAACGGUCAGGCCGCCUUCACCCUCUACUCGUUCACCCUGGGCUUCGCCAUACCGCUGCUCCUGAUACUGCUCUUCUACGUGCUCGUCAUACUGAGGCUGAGUCGCGUCGGGCCUCGUUCGCGGCAUCGCGCAAAGCACCGCCGCGUCACGUACCUCGUGCUCACCGUCAUCACCGUCUACGUCAUCUGCUGGCUGCCCUACUGGGCGGGACAGCUGUACAUCAGCUGUCUGGGCGCGGCGCAGGCCACCGCGUUCACGGUGACCAUUUUCCUGCUCAGCCAGUUGCUGUCGUACGCCAAUUCGGCCGUCAAUCCCAUACUGUACGCCUUCCUCAGCGACAACUUCAAGAAGUCCUUCGCCAAGGCGUUCACCUGCGCCGCGGUCGCGGGCGCCCGCGGUUCCGGACGCGGCAGGGAGCAGCCGCAAGAGGACAGCCUGUUUCCGAGGUCCUCAGCGGCCCCUGGCGGAGGCGGCGGGAACACUCAGGCCACAGUCAGCAAGAGAUGCACGGGACAGGACGUGUGGCAGCCCCCGCCCCACCCGCUCCUGCUACAGUGA